AUGGCCAGGAAUUGCCGCUCUGCCAUACUAGGGUUUGCGCAUACGCUGGUAAGACGUAUUGGAAGAAAUCGCAUAAUGAUAGCUCAAAAUAUGCACUUUGAUUUCGCUGAAAAGGUUCUCAUCGGACCCAUGCAGGAGUACGCCGAUACUUUUCCGCUUCAAUUGCAUUGUAGUGCUCCGUCAGAUAUCUCCGCAUGUCAAUCUGUCCAAUGCAAUGAUAUCAAAAGGUCGAUAUAUUUGGUGAACUCAGCGGCCACUUGGCUGGUGCUAGAACGGGGUGCACAUGCUUAUUGUGUUCGUGCAUUACCGCUUAUUAUAACUGAAAUGGACCUUUGA
This is a messenger RNA of Mitosporidium daphniae, 336 nucleotides long. RefSeq lists its product as uncharacterized. The transcript has a single exon. Lineage: Eukaryota; Fungi; Microsporidia. Bases 1 to 336 code for a protein of 111 amino acids. The record is from RefSeq and is a predicted model, not a curated record.